ACUCAUUUCAUGUUUUUUCUUUUUUUUUUAGUUUUGAAUGAAUAAUAAUUAUACGUUAAAUUAUAAAUUAAUGUUUUGGAGUUUUGGAGCUGUUAAGGUUCGUCACGCGCUUUGUGUUGUGUUGUGUUGGAAAUAAUCUUUACGCGAUUUUUGUUAAAAUAAAUUUGAGCAAGUCGUUUUUUGAUAAGAGACACAAAUGCAAGGCAAAAUAAAAAGGCGUGGAAUGUAAACAUAAUUGUUUGUUAAGCAAUAUUUUUUAUAUCGUUUCCCUGUAUUUCGUCAUUUAUGCUCGUUACGUCGAGUAAAAUAAUAUUUUGUUGCUUACGAGUGUACCUACAAAAAUAAGUGGAUCUUAAGGAUUUCACGAAAUAAACAUAAAAAUAAACAUACGAGCGUAUGUGUGGAAGUAAUUUCAAUGCUUCAGUCACUUUUAUUAUAGCGUUUUUUUCUUUUAUUAUUAACAAUUGCGGAAAUUGCACAAAUUUAGUGAAAUUGAUUUAUAUGCUAUAACAGUAAUAAACGGAGAAUGGAAAACAAUGGAAUAAUUGAAAAUUUAAUAAGAAAAACGACACUUUGCCAGUAAUAACUCUUACGUACAUAUGGACGCAUGUGUGUGUUUAUAAAAACGACAGUGAAAUUAAGCUUUGUCUUCUGUGCUUUUAUUUGUUUAUUCGCUCCAUUAAGUUGGCAUUAAAUGCAUGCUGACCAAAUUCUUUUUUUUUUCCGAUUUGCUUUUUGACCUCUUCGUGUUUUCGCUCCAAUAGAAAAGCGCUAUUCAAGGCGUAAGUUUGCCAACAAAAUUUACUACACAACAACACCAACAACAGUGUUAACGCAAAAAAUGGCGAUGCAUCAAAAGGGAAACAACGGUGUGAGCGAUUUUGUGCUCCUGGAUGAAAUAACUAUGGAAAAAUUCAUGGAUAACCUCCGAAAGCGUUUUCAAACGGGUUCUAUCUACACAUACAUAGGGGAAGUGUGCAUUUCAGUGAAUCCUUACCGACAAAUAAAUUGUUAUAAUCCAGACACGAUAAGAGCAUAUAAGGGCCGACAAUUAUUCGAAAAUUCGCCGCAUAUAUUUGCGAUCGCGGAUGCCGCGUACCGAAUACCGAGAGAACGCCGUCAAGACACCUGCAUAUUAAUAUCCGGAGAGUCUGGUGCUGGUAAAACCGAAGCAUCCAAAAUCAUUAUGAAGUAUAUAGCGGCCGUUACGAAUGUUGGAGGACAAAACGAAAUUGAACGAGUAAAAAACGUUUUAAUUCAAAGCAACGCCAUUUUGGAGACGUUCGGUAAUGCAAAAACUAAUCGCAAUGAUAAUUCGAGUCGUUUCGGCAAAUACAUGGACAUUGAAUUCAAUUUCAAAGGCGAUCCCGUUGGCGGUAUUAUCACAAAUUAUCUGCUGGAAAAAUCACGUGUAGUUCAGCAACAAGCGGGCGAAAGAAAUUUCCAUUGCUUCUAUCAGCUUUUACGCGGCGCUGCGGAUAGUGAACUGGGUCAAUAUGAUCUCAUUAGAGAUCCUUCAAAGUAUUAUUACAUGAAUCAGGGAAGUAUGGAUAUUUUAACGGAAAAGGCGGAUUUCAAAGGAGCAAAUAGUGCCUUUAAAACGCUGGGAUUUGCUACAGAUGAAGUUUCUACCAUUUGGCGUAUUGUGGCGGCUAUAUUGCAUUUAGGAAAUAUUGAAUUUCAAACAAUUGAGGAUGACUUGGUGAUCACAAAUAGGUCUCAUUUAAAAUCGGCUGCCAAACUUCUAGAAGUCACCGAGAACGAUCUCUCAACGGCCUUAACGGAGCGAGUAAUUGCCGCUGGUGGUAACGUUAUGCAGAAGUAUCAUAAUGCCACUCAAGCGGAAUACGGCAAAGAUGCAUUGGCUAAAGCCAUUUACGAUCGCCUCUUCACAUGGAUUAUCUCUCACAUUAAUCGGGCUAUACUAUUUCGUGGUUCUAAAGCCCAGGCACGCUUCAAUACAGUAAUUGGUGUAUUGGAUAUUUACGGUUUUGAAAUAUUCGAUUCAAACAGUUUCGAACAGUUUUGCAUCAAUUAUUGUAACGAAAAACUUCAGCAACUAUUUAUCGAACUGGUUCUAAAGCAAGAGCAAGAAGAGUACCAUCGCGAAGGGAUUGCUUGGCAAAAAAUUGAUUAUUUUAAUAACAAAAUAAUAUGCGAUUUAGUAGAGCAACCACAUAAAGGCAUAAUUGCCAUUAUGGAUGAAGCUUGUCUUAGUGUGGGCAAGGUCACUGAUGAAACUUUAUUGGGAGCCAUGGAUAAAAAACUGAAUAAUCACGCUCAUUACAGUAGUCGUCAACUCAACCCUAUGGACAAAGAAUUAAAACAUCGCGAAGAUUUUCGGAUCACUCAUUACGCAGGCGAUGUCAUUUACAACAUUAACGGAUUUUUGGAGAAGAAUAAGGAUACGUUGUAUCAAGAUUUUAAACGUUUGUUACAUCACUCGAACAACACGCACUUGAGCGGAAUGUGGCCUGAGGGAGCCCAAGAUAUUAAAAUGACAACGAAACGGCCACUAAGUGCCGGCAGUCUAUUUCAGCGUUCCAUUAUCGACUUGGUAAAUACGCUACAGAAAAAGGAACCGUUCUAUGUGCGUUGUAUUAAACCGAAUGAUAUGAAGAGUUCAAGUGUCUUUGACGAUCAACGUGUAGAGCAUCAAGUGCGUUAUUUGGGUUUGUUGGAAAAUGUGAGAGUACGCCGUGCUGGCUUCGUGCAUCGCCAGCGCUAUGAAAAGUUUUUAUUGCGCUAUAAAAUGAUUUCCCAAUACACUUGGCCCAACUUUCGUGCCGGUAAUGAAAGAGAUGGUGUAAGGGUAUUAAUCGAAGAAAAAGGUUUCAGUGACGAUGUAAAGUACGGCCAUACAAAAAUCUUUAUACGUUCACCGCAUACAUUAUUAGCGUUAGAAGAACAACGUAACUCCAUGAUACCGCAUAUUGUUACUUUACUGCAGAAGCAAGUACGCGGUUGGAUAGCUCGUCAAAAUUACAAAAAAAUGAAAGCCGCUUUAUUCAUUAUACACGCUUAUAGAAAAUAUACACUGCGCGCUUAUAUUCAGCAAUUGGCACAAAAUUUCCGUUCGGCUCGCAACAUGAAAGAUUACGGUCGUCAUAUACAGUGGCCAAAGCCUCCGUUGACUGGUCGCUCCGCUGAACAAGGAUUACGUCGCAUUUACAAUAACUGGCGUUCAUACAUGAUAUUACGUAAAUGGCCUCGCUCUGAAUGGCCGCAAUUGCGUUUGCAAAUUAUUGCAGCGACAGCUAUUAGAGGCCGUCGUCUCCACUGGGGACAGCAAAGAAAAUGGUUAGGCGAUUACUUGGCCAAUUCACAAGAGAAUUCAGCAUAUUUGGCGUACAGCUCCAACGUUAAGAACCUUAAGAAUAGCGAAGCCGGCGAAGGUUUUAGAAGCGUCCUGUUUUCAUCGUUCUCCAAAAAAUUCAAUAAGCACAACAAGCAAGCAGAUCGCGCAUUUAUUAUAACCGAUGGAGUCAUAUACAAAUUAGAUGGCGCUAAAAAUAAAUUUAAAAAUUUGAACCGAUCCAUAGCUAUUAAAGAGUUAACUUCAAUCAGUAUCAGCACUGGACGCGAUCAAUUAAUUGUGUUUCAUUGUCCGUCCAAUAAUGAUUUGGUGUUUGCUUUACAGGCGGAAAAUGGCACUCUAAAAGAAGAUCGUAUCGGUGAAUUGGUGGGGAUUGUGUGCAAAAGAUAUCACGAUCUUAAUAAUUGUGAAUUGCGAGUUAAUGUAAGUCCAACAAUAGCAUGCCGUUUGGGUGGUAAGGCACGCACAAUUAUAAUUGAGGGUGCCUCGGGUGUCGAAAAUCCCAAUUUCCGACAUGCUGCCGGUAAUAUUAUCUAUGAAGUGCCUGCACAUUAUUGCGUCUAAAAUGUUCCUUAGUUAACUUAUGAUAAUAUUAUAAAACUUUUCGGUUUUGGUUACAUUCUAAAUAUGCUUUUGCCUUAUGUUUAUAUUAGAUAACUAUAAUUACGUUACAAAACUAAAACUAAUGUUAUUCUCUUGAUCCGUGUGUUUACUCAGAUAUAUAGUAUAUUAUAAUUAUUUUAACUAACUUUAAUGUUUUUAACUAAAUUAAAUUCUAAGAGGGUUUUUACAACACUGUCUACACAAGCAACGAAAAUAUUCAAAUUCAUCGAUUAAGAUGCUUACUUAAUACUAUAACCUAUCAUAACAUGACAACGAAAAUGAAAGCAUUUAACUUGUAGUUUUUCAAUUCUAUAUAUAAUUUAAAUUUUAAAAUCAUUGUUGAUGGAUGUACUUAUUAUUACAGAAGAAGAAGAAAAAAAAAAAAAAGAAAAAAAAAAGGAAAAUCAUUUAUUACGAAAAUCCCACGAUACAGCGAAACGUAUCAAGUUGUAACUUAUGGUGCCAUUCAUAAAUUAAAUCUAAGAACUUUUUGCUUUUAUUCUUUAUAUUAUUCCGCUCUUAACAGCAGAAGAGCGAGACACGGUACAUUAAACAAAUAUGAUUUAUGAAGUAUUGAUUAGAGUAUGGGGUAAAUAGUCGCAACUCGACUUUCAUCCAACGCUGUACAUUUGCGUGCUUUUUUUACAUUUUUUGAUUUUGAAUUUGAAGCGAUUCAAAUAUAUGAAAAC
Glossina fuscipes is the source of this 4608-nucleotide messenger RNA. RefSeq names its product unconventional myosin ID (gene Myo31DF). The coding region runs from base 842 to 3880 and encodes 1012 amino acids. Gene Ontology annotation, molecular function: ATP binding; microfilament motor activity; actin filament binding. The record is from RefSeq and is a predicted model, not a curated record. Gene Ontology annotation, cellular component: cytoplasm; plasma membrane; vesicle. Gene Ontology annotation, biological process: actin filament organization; vesicle transport along actin filament. NCBI's taxonomy places the organism in Eukaryota, Metazoa, Arthropoda, Insecta, Diptera, Glossinidae. The transcript has 9 exons.